GUCGCGAGCGGCUUGCAUGUGAACUUCGAUGGCUUCUCUGGACUCGAGUACGAAGUUGAAGAGAAGUUCUCGCCAAGCGCAAGCCUUGAAGCGUGGUUGUGGACUGCAGUACCUCGUGAAGUGGAAAGAUUAUUCCAACGCCGCUUCAGAGCAAUCGUGGCUGCCAGCAAAGACUCCCCGUCAACGCUCUUGAAUUCAUCUGAUGAUAGCCUCGGAUGCUUUCGAUCAAGCAGCGCAGGAAGACGCGGCGUCAGCUUUUUGGUUACGGGGUUCUCUUCCUGACUUGGUCUGCAAUUGAUUCAUCAACGGCUUGCGCUUGCACAUUACUGCUCUGCCAACGGUGGUGAAAUCAAUGGGUAACGCUCAGCGGCUUCAGGACUCGGCCAACUUCCCUUGACUUUCGCCUGCUUAAGGAGGACGCAGUGAAGAUCGAUAACGAAAUGAACACCAAGGACCAUGGUA
Molecule: messenger RNA, 462 nt
Organism: Guillardia theta CCMP2712
Lineage: Eukaryota; Cryptophyceae; Pyrenomonadales; Geminigeraceae
Exons: 1
Coding region: 29-193 (54 amino acids)
Source: RefSeq, a predicted model, not a curated record